Salmo salar (Atlantic salmon) is the source of this 1599-nucleotide messenger RNA. Its product is annotated as C-type lectin domain family 4 member E. Lineage: Eukaryota; Metazoa; Chordata; Actinopteri; Salmoniformes; Salmonidae. The record is from RefSeq and is a predicted model, not a curated record.
AUCAUAUAAAAUAAGUGUCUAUUUGAGUUGAUGUAAUAAGUGUCUAUUUGGGUUGAUGUAAUAAGUGUCUGGUAUAAGUGUUUAGAUCAGUAUGUCUGAAGGAAUAGUCCACGCUGAUGUGAAGUUCAAAAAGCAACAAAGGACUGAAGGAAAAGAUGGUGCAACAGCAUCCACAGUGAAUGACGCCACGUACUCUGAAAUCUCAAUUCCCAAAGACGGACGCAACCAGCCAUCUACCGACACUAAUGCUGGUGACCCUGAUUCUCAGGAGGGGUCAAAGGUCAAACCAGGUGGAUAUGACCCUGUCAAAGUGGUCCUGGUGACUCUCUGUUUUCUUCUGAUGGGGACAGUCAUUGGACUUCGGUUCCUGUAUAUCAGCAACCUGUCAACCAAAAACACAGAGCUCCAAAUUCUGCAAGCGGCUUACGCUCGAAAUCUUACAGGUUUGGAAAAAGAUUUUACAUCAGGGAAUAAAGACUGUCCUAAACCUAUGAACUGUGCUAAAGACUGGGAGUAUUAUGAGGGGAAGUGCUAUUACUUCUCCCCUGAUGAACUGACCUGGGCUCAGAGUCGGGAUGAGUGUAUCACCAGGGGGGGACACCUUGUCAUCAUAGGGAGCCUAGAGGAGCAGAAAUUCUUGGAUCAGAAAACUGGUACAAAAAUAACUACGGAGCCUGAAGACAUGUUCUGGAUUGGGCUGACGGACAGUAUAAACGAGAAUGAGUGGUUAUGGGUGGACGGUUCAUCUCUAAGCACAAGCUUCUGGCUUGAUAACCGCGAGCUUGAUAACCGUGAGCCUGAUAACUGGAAAGGAAAUGAUGGAGAAUAUCCCGACGGUGAAGACUGUGCUAGAAUGGGGGAACCGGGUGGUACUAAAGAAGGCAAGAGUUGGUUGGAUGUCAACUGUAAUAGGACUCAAAGAAGAAUAUGUGAGACAAAAUCCCCCUUGUGAAACAGUAUCUUUAAGAAACUCAAAAGUUCCUUAAAUAUGUCUCUGAACAACAAGUAUUUUUUGCUGGCAUUGAUAAAAAGGAGGAGAAACUGUAUUGUGACUGGUUUACAGUAGAUUACUGCUGAUAUUCACAUCUUUAUUUGUAAAACAAAUAUUAUGCUAUGGUGUAAAACAAACCAAAUCUCCAACUGAGUCUAAUGAAAAACAUGUCAGAUAUAUUCAGUUCACGCCUCUUCACUUCUCAGUAGGCUACAGGUGUUGGAUCUUAAUUUUACCAGUAUUGUUACAGCAACAGGAUUUGAACUUUAGUCCUUCAAUCAAAUGUUGCGUGAUUGGUGGUUAAGCUAUUAGCUGGCAAAAUUUAGGCUACAUGAAAAGUGCAGUAUUGUUAAGUGUGUGGGUUUUCAAUUAAUUUAUGUAAAUCAUGAAGCAUAACUGCAUUUUGCGAUGCAGGAAAAUUCUCAGCAACAAGGGAGAUAAAAUGAAGAUCCUACACCUGUACACCAUCCUCAGUGUGUUUUGUACAUGUAUAUUUCUGCUCAUCAGUGCUGUCUCUAGGCUAGUCAUUUGAGAAAAAAAAAAUAUUGUGUGUAUAUCCAAACAUCAGGAAACCAUUGAAUGAAUAAAGUGUCAAAAGUAAAAUUCGG